CACUCUCGCGUCUCAACAUUGUCCUCCCACCGUCCAUGUUUCGUUCGCUCGGCCCCUGCCCUUAAGUCCUGAGCCCUCACACGCGCUCAUCACCUCCCGCUUCGUUUGUCGUUCCUCCCCUUUGUCGUGUCCUCUUUAUAGCCCUCGAACUCGCAGACCAAGCGAGAAGAAACUCUUAGCUUCAAUGGAAUCCUUUACAAACAUCGUGUGCGGGCCAGUGUAUCACAGCAUCAAUAUAGUCAAUAUCCCGUAAGCGUCAUGAGCCCACGGGCCUCGCCGUAUCCUACCACAUUGACAGUCCAGGUGUACGGGUUCCAGAAUCCUUGCUACCAUCGUCAUCGUCGCCAUUAUAUCCUAUAUUUGCAGAGAAAUGCUCGACUUGCAAACCCUCACGGCGGGGGCGCGAGUCACCGUCUUCGGGUCAGGCAACCAACGGGGCGUUCUAUUCGAUCCCGUCAAGGACAUCCCGUCGCUGGCAGGCAAAGUCAUCCUCAUCACAGGCGGUGCAGGCGACCUGGGCAAGCAAGUAGCCAUCGAGCUGGCACGGCACAACCCGGCACGCAUCUACAUUGCCGACCUGCCGCGCGCAGACGACGGCGACUCCGUCGUCCGUGCCAUCACCCGGGACGCACUGUCCGACUCUGACCAGCACGCUCCUCCCACCCCCAUACGCUACCUGGCCGUGGAUCUCUCGUCCUUCGAGUCCAUCAAGAGAGCGGCGGCUGCGUUUUGCGCCGCCGAAGACCGGCUGGACAUCGCCGUGCUCAACGCAGGCAUCAUGCGCGUGCGGCCCGGCACGACGGCGGAGGGCUACGAGGUGGCCUUCGGCAUCAACUACCUUGGCCACGCGCUCCUGACGAGACUGCUGCUGCCAAAACUGCUGCACACGGCCGCGCUGCCGCGGGGCGCCGAUGUCCGCGUCGUGGCUGUUUCGAGCGAGGGGCAUGCCAUGGCGCCCAGGGGCGGCAUCCUGUUCGAUAAGUUGAAGGGGCCCUGCGAGGAUAUUACAUACUACCAACGCUACGGCCAGAGCAAAGUGGCCAUCAUCGGCUUUGCGCGGGAACUGGCGGCGCGAUGUCCUCAAAUCAAGACAGUCGCCGUGCACCCGGGGCGGAUCAUCACGGGGAUGGCUCACGGGCUGCGGAAGGAGAGCCUCCUAUUCCGCGUUACCGCGCCGCUCUCGCCUUUGUUUUGCGUGCCCGCGGCCAUUGGAGUGAGGAACCAUCUGUGGGCGGCCACGGGGCCCAACGUGGAGACGGGCAAGUAUUACGAGCCCGUGGGCGUGCCAGACAAGGAGACGGCCAUCGCCAGAGACCCGACCCUAUCGAGGAGACUAUGGGAGUGGACGGAGAAAGAGUUUGAGAAUGCUAUUGAAGUGUGAAAGCACUCUGCAAGGCCAACCAAGGACAACAUUUCAGCAUAUCUCACAGGAGCACAAAGAUUCACAAAGUGGCAAUGUUGAAUUGCACCCUCACUCAACCCCUUUCCCAA
Chaetomium strumarium is the source of this 1491-nucleotide messenger RNA. RefSeq lists its product as uncharacterized. The record is from RefSeq and is a predicted model, not a curated record. NCBI's taxonomy places the organism in Eukaryota, Fungi, Ascomycota, Sordariomycetes, Sordariales, Chaetomiaceae. The coding region runs from base 371 to 1381 and encodes 336 amino acids. Gene Ontology annotation, molecular function: oxidoreductase activity. The transcript is spliced from 2 exons.